Heterocephalus glaber (naked mole-rat) is the source of this 3942-nucleotide messenger RNA. RefSeq names its product unk zinc finger (gene Unk). Gene Ontology annotation, molecular function: mRNA CDS binding; metal ion binding. NCBI's taxonomy places the organism in Eukaryota, Metazoa, Chordata, Mammalia, Rodentia, Bathyergidae. The record is from RefSeq and is a predicted model, not a curated record. Gene Ontology annotation, biological process: cell morphogenesis involved in neuron differentiation.
GCGCGGCGCACGCGCACUGAGUCCUAGCCGCGGACCGCGCAGACUGAAUAAUAAAAGGGGAGCGGCGAAGAGGCAGGAAGACAGGACCAUGUCGAAGGGCCCCGGGCCCGGCGGCUCCGCAGCUUCCUCGGCGCCCCCGGCCGCUACCGCUCAGGUGCUGCAGGCACAGCCCGAGAAACCGCAGCACUACACGUACCUGAAAGAGUUCCGCACAGAACAGUGCCCACUCUUUGUGCAACACAAAUGCACACAGCAUCGGCCCUACACCUGCUUCCACUGGCACUUUGUGAACCAGCGGCGCCGCCGGUCCAUCCGCCGUCGGGACGGCACCUUCAACUACAGUCCUGACGUCUACUGCACCAAGUACGAUGAGGCUACAGGCCUGUGCCCGGAGGGAGACGAGUGCCCAUUUCUGCACAGGACCACAGGGGACACUGAGCGCAGGUACCACCUUCGUUACUAUAAAACUGGAAUCUGCAUCCACGAGACUGACUCAAAAGGCAACUGUACCAAAAACGGCCUGCACUGCGCUUUUGCUCACGGACCCCAUGACCUCCGUUCCCCUGUCUACGACAUCAGGGAACUCCAGGCCAUGGAAGCCUUACAGAAUGGCCAGACCACAGUGGAGGGCAGCAUAGAGGGCCAGUCGGCUGGGGCUGCGAGCCAUGCCAUGAUAGAAAAAAUCCUCAGUGAGGAGCCUCGGUGGCAAGAAACUGCUUAUGUGCUGGGGAACUAUAAGACGGAGCCGUGCAAGAAGCCCCCUCGGCUGUGCCGCCAGGGCUAUGCCUGUCCCUACUACCACAACAGCAAGGACCGACGGCGGAGCCCCCGGAAGCACAAAUACAGGUCGACUCCAUGUCCAAAUGUCAAACAUGGGGAUGAGUGGGGAGACCCUGGCAAAUGUGAGAAUGGAGAUGCCUGCCAAUAUUGCCACACCCGCACGGAGCAGCAGUUCCAUCCAGAGAUCUACAAAUCCACCAAGUGCAACGACAUGCAACAGUCAGGCAGCUGUCCCCGAGGACCUUUCUGCGCCUUUGCCCACGUAGAACAGCCACCCCUAAGUGACGACCUGCAGCCUUCCUCAGCUGUAUCCAGCCCCACCCAGCCAGGUCCCGUCUUGUACAUGCCAUCUGCUGCCGGAGACUCGGUGCCUGUGAGCCCCUCCAGCCCGCAUGCCCCCGACCUCAGCGCCCUCCUCUGCAGGAGCAGCAGCCUGGGCAGCCCAUCCAACCUCUGUGGCUCCCCACCAGGCCCCAGCCGGAAACCGCCAAACCUGGAGGGCCUGAUCUUCCCUGGGGAAUCCAGCCUUGCCCCUGGCAGCUAUAAGAAAGCUCCUGGCUUUGAGAGGGAAGACCAGGUGGGAGCUGAGUACCUGAAAAAUUUUAAAUGCCAGGCCAAAUUAAAACCCCACUCACUAGAGUCCAGGAGUCAAGAGCAACCUCUGCUUCAACCCAAACAGGACGUGCUGGGCAUCCUCCCUGUGGGCAGCCCCCUGACCUCAAGCAUCUCUUCCAGUAUCACCUCCAGCCUGGCAGCUACUCCCCCCAGCCCUGCGGGCACCAGCAGCACCCCCGGCAUGAAUGCAAAUGCUCUGCCCUUCUAUCCUACCAGCGACACGGUAGAGUCGGUCAUAGAGUCUGCCUUGGAUGACCUGGACCUGAAUGAGUUCGGGGUGGCUGCCCUGGAGAAGACUUUCGAUAACAGCACAGUGCCCCAUCCCAGCAGCAUCACAAUCGGCGGCAGUCUGCUGCAGAGCUCUGCACCUGUGAACAUCCCUGGCUCCUUGGGCAGCUCUGCCUCCUUUCACUCAGCAUCCCCAUCUCCUCCUGUCAGCCUCUCCUCACAUUUCCUGCAGCAGCCUCAGGGCCACCUGAGCCAGUCAGAAAACACAUUUUUGGGAACCUCAGCAUCCCAUGGAUCCUUGGGUCUGAAUGGGAUGAACAGCAGCAUCUGGGAACAUUUUGCCUCCGGAAGCUUCUCCCCGGGUACCUCCCCUGCCUUCCUCUCAGGGCCUGGGGCUGCUGAGCUGGCCCGGUUACGCCAGGAGCUUGAUGAGGCCAAUGGCACCAUCAAGCAGUGGGAGGAGUCCUGGAAGCAGGCCAAGCAGGCUUGUGAUGCCUGGAAGAAGGAGGCAGAGGAGGCCGGUGAGCGGGCCAGUGCUGCAGGUGCAGAGUGUGAGCUGGCCCGGGAGCAACGGGACGCAUUGGAGGUGCGGGUGAAGAAGCUCCAAGAGGAGCUGGAGCGGCUUCACACAGGGCCCGACCCCCAGGCCCUGCCCACCUUCCCCGACCUGGAGGCGCUCUCGCUCUCCACCCUGUACUCCCUCCAGAAGCAGCUGCGGGCCCACCUGGAGCAAGUGGACAAGGUCAGCCCCGGAGGCCAGGAUGCACUGGGCUGUUUUCCACAUGCAGUCAGUGAAAUGCCUUAAGUGUCAGGAGCAGACCCGAGCAGUGCUGCCGUGCCAACAUGCUGUGCUGUGCGAGCUCUGUGCCGAGGGCAGUGAGUGCCCCGUCUGCCAGCCCAGCCGGGCCCACACCCUCCAGUCGUGACGCUGCAGGACUGGCCCAGCCAGGCCCAGAUCUCUCACUAGGACUUUUUAAAGUAUAUAUAUAUAUAUAUAUAUAUAUGUAUGUGUAUAUAUAUGUAUGUAUAUAUAUAUAUGUAUGUAUAUAUAUAUAUGUAUGUAUAUAUAUUAUAUAUGUAUGUAUAUGUAUAUGAUUAUGUACAUGUAUACAUUUCUUUGUGUGUGCAGGUGUGCGUGGUGGCCAGCGUGUGCACAGUGUCUGUGUGUAUAUCUGUACAUAGAUAUAGACACACACUUUAAACAGACUUACCAAGCACUUUUUAAAAAAACUAUUUUGCAGUCCUCCCCAGCCCGCUCCCCACCCAUCCCACUCAGAGACAAAGUCCCCUCUUCUCCCACUGGCCUUUUGGCAGAGAAUGUUUCUGUCUCUUUUUUUAUAUGUAGGAACUAACUAUUUUUAACUUUCUGCUGGGGCCUGAGUGGGGAGGUUGGGAAGCUAGAGGAGGCUGAGGGGAGAGAAGCUUUCAGGGCAGGCCCUGUUCCUCCUGCCUCUCCAGUCCAGGGCUAGCAGGAGGCUGUGGAGGACCCAGUUGCCCGCAGCAUACCUGGUUCCCAGCUGUGAGGGCCUCAGGGAGGCCUGAGGCUGUGCUGGGGUUCUACACCAGCCUAGCUUCUAGGCUUACCAAAUGUGUAUUUAGUUUUAGUGACAACUGCAGGGGCUGGCAGACCGAACGUAUGGGGCCAGCCCCACCCCUGCACCUGGGCCCUUGAAGCCCCUCAAGGGGCAAGGCCCAGUCCUAUCCCUCGGGUUCUUGAGGCCUGGUGUCCCCCUCAGUCCUUUCCUCCUGGACUCCCCAGAACAGCCUCCCUGGCCCCAGGGCCACCUACCAGGUUGGCACUGCCCUCAGCCAUCCCUGCCCCUUCCCCUCUCUGGUGCGGCCACUGUGUCGUCCGCCCCCUCCCUCUGGCAGCUAGCAGGGCAAUUGUUGGGAAGGAGUUUAGCCUGAGGACCAAGGGGGGCACAGACCCUGCCCUCCUUGCCAGGAGGGGCUCCGUAUGCAUUCCUUGGUGCUCUCUGAGUGCAGCUGAUGUCCUGCCGUCCUGGGCAGGCGCCCGUGUGCAUGUGUGUGUGGCUGUCUGAUGUACAUUGUGUCUUAGCUCAAUUUUUAAAUUGUUUUGUACAGAGAGAGAUGCAGUGGGGGCGGGAGGGCGAUGCAGGCUGAGGGAAGCAACCUUGCUCCCAGCACUAGGGCCCAGGUGGGCUUGAGAGGGCUUUGAAGGGUCUGCCCUGGCCCAGGCCCCCUUUUGGGCUCAGCACGAAAGGGCUUUCAGUGAAUCAAGUGAAAACUUCUCCUUUUUUAAAAAAAAAAUGCAAAAAUCAAUAGAGCAAACCUAUUGGAAAUAAACUAUGAACUUGG